This is a messenger RNA of Cephus cinctus (wheat stem sawfly), 432 nucleotides long. Its product is annotated as histone H3. NCBI's taxonomy places the organism in Eukaryota, Metazoa, Arthropoda, Insecta, Hymenoptera, Cephidae. Gene Ontology annotation, molecular function: protein heterodimerization activity; DNA binding; structural constituent of chromatin. The transcript has a single exon. Gene Ontology annotation, cellular component: nucleosome. The record is from RefSeq and is a predicted model, not a curated record. Bases 17 to 427 code for a protein of 136 amino acids.
GAUAUAUUAGUUGAACAUGGCUCGUACGAAACAGACUGCUCGCAAAUCAACUGGAGGAAAAGCUCCUCGGAAGCAAUUGGCUACGAAAGCCGCACGUAAAAGUGCACCAGCUACCGGAGGAGUUAAGAAGCCUCAUCGCUACAGACCAGGAACCGUCGCUCUGCGUGAGAUUCGUCGCUAUCAGAAGAGCACGGAGCUGCUCAUUCGCAAACUGCCCUUCCAGCGAUUGGUUCGCGAGAUCGCUCAGGACUUCAAGACGGACCUUCGCUUCCAGAGUUCAGCCGUGAUGGCACUUCAAGAAGCUAGCGAGGCUUAUCUCGUCGGCCUCUUCGAAGACACCAACUUGUGUGCCAUCCACGCCAAGCGUGUCACCAUCAUGCCAAAGGACAUCCAGUUGGCUCGGCGUAUUCGUGGAGAACGUGCCUAAAUACC